Thermochaetoides thermophila DSM 1495 is the source of this 4581-nucleotide messenger RNA. Its product is annotated as phosphatidylinositol 4-kinase-like protein. Gene Ontology annotation, biological process: transmembrane transport; phosphatidylinositol phosphate biosynthetic process; phosphatidylinositol-mediated signaling. The record is from RefSeq and is a predicted model, not a curated record. Gene Ontology annotation, cellular component: cytoplasm; membrane. Gene Ontology annotation, molecular function: transmembrane transporter activity; 1-phosphatidylinositol 4-kinase activity. The transcript is spliced from 13 exons. NCBI's taxonomy places the organism in Eukaryota, Fungi, Ascomycota, Sordariomycetes, Sordariales, Chaetomiaceae. The coding region runs from base 1 to 4581 and encodes 1526 amino acids.
AUGGGGCUCGAAACGGAGUUGCAAAUCAUUCGAGAGCCGCAAAUCUACGAUGUGCCUAUCGUGACCAAAGAACCCGAGACUCCACGCCCAGGAAGCGAGGAAGAUGUCACUUACAACGACACCACAUACACCAGCCAUGGCAUCGGAACGACAGGAGGGGUUGAUGACUCGACCGAAGACUUCCACGACUUCGUCUACCCAGAGGAGCGGAAACUGGGAACCUGGUCGACGGCAUUCCUCAUCAUCAAUCGUGUUGUUGGGGCGGGGAUAUACUCAACCCCUUCAAGCAUCGUUCACUCUGUCGACAGCGUUGGCGUCACUCUGAUCUUCUGGGUCAUUGGUGGAUUUAUGACUGUUUGGAGGGGAAAAGGUUUAUUCCAAUUCGUCCUCUUUGCUAUCUCUACCGGAAACAGUAUUGUUUUUAGCAGCUAUCUCUUGCUGGCUAUCACAGGUGAUGCGAAGAAUGGGAGUUGGCUCAACAGGGGCAUCGCUGUUGCCGCAAUUUCUGUGGUGUGCUUCAUCCAUGCUUUUCUUCCUCGCCUCGGGAUCUGGUUGAGCAAUGGCCUGGGCGCCUUUAAGCUUGUUCUUCUUAGCUUGGUUGUUUGUACCGGUUUCGCCGCCCUUUCAGGCAAAAUGGCGGUGCCAAGUCCGAAUAACUUCUCAAGCUUCCAUGGUCCUGGUUGGCCUGAGUUGGGGAUGGCGAACAUCCCUAGCGUGACUGGCGGCUAUGCCCUAGCCAUGCUUCAGGUCCUAUACUCCUACAGCGGUUGGGAGAAUGCGAACUAUGUCUUGACGGAAGUUAGAAAUGCGCCGAGAACACUGAGAAGGGCUGCGCCCAUCGCCAUCUUUGCCGUGACCCUCCUUUACGUGUUGGCUAACGUUGCAUAUUUCUCCGCCAUGACCAAGCAGGAAAUCUACGAGUCGAAGGUCGUCGUUGCCGCCAAAUUCUUCGAGAAUGUUUGGGGCAAGAGUGCAUUCGUAAAGCGGGCAAUCCCCCUUUUUAUCGGUUUCUCGGCUUUGGGUAACGUGUUUGCUCAGUCAUUUGCCAUGCCACGCGUAAAGCAGGAGCUUGCGAAAGAAGGAGUCCUGCCAUGGUCUCGCUUCUGGGCGAGCGACUGGCCGUGCAAUGCUCCUAGCGGUGCUAUUUUCCUUCACUGGGCCUUCACCACCACUUUGAUUCUCGGGUCCCAUACAUCGGAUGUGUAUACUUUUGUCACGAAUGUCUUUAUCUACAGCGGUAACUGGAUUAAGGUUUUCCUUGCCGCUGGCCUCAUCUACCUGACGUUUGCCCCCUCGGAGAGGUGGGCAGAGCAACGAACAACCUUCCACACCUGGCCACCUCUGACCAUUUUUUGGAUUAUUGGUCUGCUCUUCGUGCAGGCUGCACCAUUUAUCAAGAACAGUUUCCUCGACCAUGUUCCAUUCUAUGUGGUGCCAACUAUGGGCACCAGCCUGUUGGUCAUUGGCACGGCGUAUUGGCUGGUCUGGGCUAAGAUCCUGCCGGCCUUUGGAUACCAGAUUCAGCAUGAGGUUGUGCAGCUGCCAGACGGGAGUGAGAGAGUUAAGUAUAAGGAGAAGUCGGUCAAUGCCGAGCCGUCGUGGUGGGUCACAACAGGUGGGGGGUGGGGCGUGUUGACUAACGCAGAGCGGAGCGAGCCCCUACGAUAUGCCGACCACGUAGGAAUUCACUAUGUGCUGUGUCGCAAGCUGCGCGAGUUCCCCUAUGAGGAUAUCGAGUUCUUCCUUCCGCAACUAUGUCAUCUCAUCAUCAGCAUCAACAAUGAGUCGAUGGCCCUGGAGGAGUUCCUGCUGGACCUCUGCGAGGAGUCCGUCACGGCAGCGCUGCUGACAUUUUGGUACUUCCAAACAUACUUGCAUGAUCUCGCGCCGAAUCCCCAGACCGAGGCCUUCAGAACAUGUCGCAGGGUACUGAAUAAGGUGCAGCACAUUUGCUUUGGUGUAUCUGAAGCAGCGAGACACGAGAAGAUCACAGACAACGUUCUCCCGGUUACGGUCCUAGGAAGCUUUGUCCUUGCAAGCGUCGGCUGCCCAGCAUUAGCCCACUGGGCUGGCCCGCUGGCAGUUGCCCAAGCGCGGAGACCACGCCCAAUCGCCGAAAUCAUUUCAGAAACGGCACUCGCAGCAAACAGGAACCUCCCAUCGAGAGCACACACCGUCUCAGGAGGGAGCCCUCGCUCAAAGCGCACAAAAGAGGGGCGUAGCGUAAGCUCCCCAGAUUCCAAGGGGCAGGCAGGCUCCAACGCGAGAUUACAUCCAGGACAUAUCGCAUCGAAGUCGUCGGAAGACGUGACCCAACAUUCACGAUCAUCGCCUUCGCUUGGAUCUUUAGUAAGGGAUAGUGAAGAAGUGGCCGUGUCCUCACGGCUAGAGGACCUAUCUGUCGAAGGACGUCUCAGCACGGCAUCCCUGCCCCUGCCGGAAUCACGUCAUCUGGCUAUCACCAGGCCAAGCACACCUCUAUCGGCUGGCCUGAGGCAUCAUGAGACCUUAGCCAGGAGACACUCUCACAAUGUGAAGCCGGUAGUCAAUCUGGCUGACAUGUCUCGUGUGGAAAAGAUCCGGCUGCUACGACAACACUACUUCCGUUGUCAAACCGCGUUUCUAUCGGCGUUAGAGGAUAUCUCGAACCGGCUUGUCGUGGUACCGAAGCCGGCUCGUCUGAGUGCCUUGCGCGCCGAGCUGGCUUUGGUUGCUCGAGAUCUUCCAGCAGAGGUCGACAUCCCCGUGAUAUGCCCUCCUGAUCUCGUGGAUGGCUCGCCGGCUAAGAGCCGACAUCACCGGAUCGUUAGGCUUAACCCUGCUGAGGCAACCGUCCUGAAUAGUGCCGAGAAGGUGCCAUACUUGCUUAUGAUCGAGAUUUUGCGGGAUGAUUUCAAUUUCGAUCCUGAUACGCCAGAUAACCAGAGACUGCUGGCUACCCUGAUGACUGAGCAAGGAUCGCGCAGGCGGUUAUUCGAUUUGUCAGACGCACCGCAUAUGCCCCCGGCUAACAAGCCACCACCGGAAGUGGUCGUCGAUAGUGUCUUCGAACCAGCCUCUGGUGACUUGGGCAGUUCUCCAUUGCUCAGGCCCGAAGAUGACGAAGAGUUGGAGAGGAAAUCAGCACAUUCGAGCCAUGCGUUACGUUUACACAGCGCAAGUAACUCGGCGGCGGAAGCCAACUCAUCGGCCAAGGCAACCCCCCGCAAUUCGGGCAGUUCAGAGUCGUCGCAUCUUCCUCGCCGGAGGAUGACGCUGACCAACCCUCGCAACAACUCGGUCGACCAGCCUGACUUCUCAGCGUUGGCGAUCCACAUGAGAACGGCAUCGCAGAUGCUUGCUCAGCUCGAUGCUACCAGCGGGAAGCGACCCCGCCAUGAGGUGGCAGCCAUCAGAGCCCGCAUCAUCGCGAGCAUGCAGAGCCUAGAAGAGCAGAGCUUCGAUCUGGACGACGGGCACGGGCCGACCUUCGACAUGAUUAUGGCCAGGGCGCAGGCAGAAGGCGCCAUGAACCCCGAUGCCAACGAUGAGGAAGGAAGAGAGGGAAGCGCUGCUGCUGCUAAGGUGCAACCGCCGAAGAUCAACGUCAAUGCCGGUAUUGACCGGAUGGAGAAUGAUAUCAAGACAGGAGGGCUACAUCGAAAGGGCGACCGCGAAGACCCCAGUGCGGCCGUGUUUGGUGAAGCGUGGGAGGCCAAGAAGGAGCGCAUCCGCAAGUCUUCUCCGUACGGGUGGAUGAAGAACUGGGACUUGGUCAGUGUGAUUGUCAAGACUGGCUCGGACCUUCGGCAGGAGGCAUUCGCCUGCCAGUUAAUUCGGAUGUGUCACAAGAUCUGGCAAGACGCGGGCGUGCCCGUUUGGGUGAAGCUGAUGCGCAUUCUAGUGACGGGAGAGUCGUCUGGGCUGAUCGAGACAAUCGCCAACGGCGUGUCGUUGCACUCUAUCAAGCGCAGUCUGACGCUGGCGUCGAUCGAGGCCGGGCAGAAUCCUCGUCGCCGAAUCGCUACUCUCAAGGACCACUUCAACAAGGUCUUCGGCAACCCUGACAGUCCUGCCUACCGGGCAGGCGUCGAUGCCUUCAAGCGCUCACUUGCCGCUUACAGCGUCAUAUCCUACAUCCUGCAGCUUAAGGACCGUCACAACGGCAAUGUGUUGAUCGACAAUGAGGGCCAUAUCAUUCACAUUGAUUUCGGCUUCAUGUUGUCUAACUCGCCCGGGUCGGUCGGUUUUGAAGCGGCCCCGUUCAAGUUGACUUACGAGUACGUUGAUGUGCUCGGCGGUGUCGGGUCGCCAGACUUUGAAGAAUACAAGAAGUUGUGCAAACAGGCUUUCCAAGCCCUCCGUCGCUCAGCCGACAACAUCAUCGACCUGGUCGCAAUGAUGGGCCGCGAGUCCAAGAUGCCAUGUUUUGGUGCCGGCGUCCAGCAGGUCACGGCGGCUUUGCGCAGCCGGUUCCAGCUGCAGCUGAGCGCCGAUGAGGCCGAACAAUUCGUAGAGAAUGACCUAAUUGGCAAGUCGUUGGGUAGCUAUUACACGCGACUUUAUGACACCUUCCAAUACCGGACACAGGGCAUCUACUGA